AGAAAGCAUUAAACCCAGGAUGAAAACCCAACCCAACGAUAAAAACAGAGGCGAGGAGAGAAAGAAGCACCACGAGAUAAGAAAGAAAGGCUGGCGACUGGCACACUAGUGCUGCUAGAGCGCUGGCCAGUGUGCGGAUUCGCUCUUGGCCGCCGCUGCUAGUGUCGUCCUCCUCUCGGCGUCUGUCUCCCUCUCCCUCGUCCUCGCAUCCUUUUCUCUAACAGAUUUCGUCCUGGUUCGUGCAAAGGGCGGUUGCCGGUGGAGACGUUUCCACCGUCUGUCUGGCUGGCUGGCUUUUUCUUGCCUUGUCGAGAAACCAAGAAGAAGAGGCAAGCGAGCAAGCACACAGGAAUCACAGAGUCGGUGUGCGGCGGCCGGCUGAUUAAGCGAGGGGAUCGUGCUGUUGGGAAACCGUGAGACAGGGUUGUUCUUGCCCUGCGGUGUUUCUUUUGUCGGCGGGGCAAUCUCGUCGGGGGCCGAGGAAGAAGGGGGGAAAUGGCGGAAGUGAAGCCGGAGGAGAUCAGCCAUCCGCCCAUGGAGCAGCUACAAGGGUUCGAGUACUGCAUAGACUCCAACCCUCCCUGGGGCGAGGCGAUCAUACUGGGCUUUCAGCACUACAUUCUGGCGCUGGGCACGGCGGUGAUGAUCCCGGCGGUGCUGGUUCCCAUGAUGGGCGGCAAUGAUGGGGACAGGGUGAGGGUGGUGCAGACGCUUCUGUUCGUGACCGGGAUAAACACACUUCUGCAGUCCCUCUUCGGGACGCGGCUGCCGACGGUGAUCGGCGGGUCCUACGCGUUCGUGAUCCCGAUAGUGGCCAUCAUCCAGGACUCGUCUCUCGCGGGGAUACCCGAUGGCCACGAGAGGUUCCUCCAGACCAUGAGGGCGAUACAGGGGGCUCUGAUAGUGUCUUCCAGCAUUCAGAUCAUUCUGGGCUACAGCCAGCUAUGGGGUAUUUUCUCCAGAUUCUUCAGUCCAGUGGGGAUGGCGCCAGUGGUUGCGCUGCUCGGAUUCGGCCUCUUCGAAAGAGGGUUCCCUGUGGUUGGGAGAUGCGUUGAGGUCGGCUUGCCAAUGUUGAUUCUCUUUGUUGUACUCUCUCAGUAUCUGAAGAAUGUACAGAUCAGAGAUAUUCCCAUACUGGAAAGGUUCUCCCUUUUCAUCUGUAUCGCAUUGGUAUGGGCCUAUGCUCAAAUCCUCACUUCAGGUGGUGCCUAUAAGCACAGCACUGAGGUCACUCAGAUCAACUGCCGCACUGACCGUGCUAAUCUGAUCUCUUCUGCCCCAUGGAUUAAGAUCCCUUAUCCACUACAAUGGGGGGCACCAACCUUCAACGCUGGCCAAUCAUUUGGGAUGGUGUCUGCUGUUUUGGUCUCACUAAUAGAGUCCACAGCUUCUUACAAAGCUGCAGCUCGUCUUGCAAGUGCCACUCCACCUCCAGCUCAUAUCCUGAGUAGAGGCAUUGGGUGGCAGGGAAUCGGAAUCCUCCUUGAUGGGUUAUUUGGAACAGGGACUGGCUCCACUGUCUCAGUGGAGAACGUGGGGUUGUUAGGAUCUACAAGGAUUGGGAGCCGACGGGUUAUUCAGAUCUCUGCUGGUUUUAUGAUCUUUUUCUCCAUGCUGGGGAAAUUCGGAGCACUGUUUGCUUCUAUCCCGUUCACCAUUUUUGCAGCCGUGUACUGCGUCUUGUUUGGACUAGUUGCUGCAGUGGGGCUCUCCUUCUUGCAGUUCACGAACAUGAACUCCAUGCGCAACCUCUUUAUCGUCGGCGUCUCCAUCUUCCUAGGCUUAUCUGUGCCAGAGUAUUUUUUCCGGUACACCAUGUCUGCUCAGCGUGGUCCAGCGCACACAAAAGCUGGAUGGUUCAACGACUACAUCAACACCAUCUUCUCGUCGCCUCCAACAGUUGGGCUGAUCGUGGCCGUCUUCCUAGACAACACGCUGGAGGUGAAGAACGCGGCCAAGGACCGGGGGAUGCCGUGGUGGGUGCCGUUCCGGUCGUUCAAGGGGGACAGCAGGAACGAGGAGUUCUACAGCUUGCCAUUCAACCUCAACCGCUUCUUCCCUCCAUCUUAAGCGAACACAAAAGAGGCGGAUUAUGUCACCGAUGGAGGAAAAAAGAGGGAAGAAAAGGCAGCUUAUUUCCUCGCCGAUGCGAUUGUGCGUGAUUGUCGGGAAGAACUCAGAUAGCUGAGCAGACGCAGAUUAGUUCUUUAGUCGGCCAUUGUUUCAUUCGUUGAUUUGUUAAUCAUGUUCGACUCUUUGUAGUUUGCCAAACCCAGAGUGAUAGUGUUUUGUCCACCCUGUAAAAAUGGUCGCCUACUGUUUCACUUUGCAUGCAAUGGGUGCACUGGUAGUAGCUGUACAGUUGUUA
Molecule: messenger RNA, 2368 nt
Organism: Phragmites australis (common reed)
Lineage: Eukaryota; Viridiplantae; Streptophyta; Magnoliopsida; Poales; Poaceae
Product: nucleobase-ascorbate transporter 2-like
Exons: 14
Coding region: 496-2070 (524 amino acids)
Biological process (GO): transmembrane transport
Cellular component (GO): membrane
Molecular function (GO): transmembrane transporter activity
Source: RefSeq, a predicted model, not a curated record